GUUUGGCAGCUGCAUGGUUCCACGACUCGCAGAAGCUCAGCUCCCAUGUUUACCAACGAGAUCCAAGCCGAGCCUAUGAUUUCACGCCCGUCAAAUUAGGCGACUGUGCUAGACCCAAGGCAGUAAACAACGGGCACAGAAGCGCCUCGUUAGCAGCAAGGUUGGAUCGGACGGGUAAACAAGACGUCAGCGGUUGAUUGAUUGCGUCUCGAGCGUUCCCACCCAGCUCCCAAACCGCCCGGUUUCCAAGCCCAAUCUAUGAUGACGAGAGAGCUCUGGGCGUUGGCGCAGUCAUAACCUUUAACGAAACAGGCGCUGGGUCCGCCGGCUUUCCCAAACGAUCCCGCAAAUCACCAAAGCACGGCCACCACCACUAUCACCUGAAUAAUGAUCCAGUAGACGAGAUCGGCUUUUUAACGUUUCCACUUCACUCAUUCAUCUCUAAAGCAAAGCCAUCUUUUCGACCUGGUCAUAUUCACUACGCUCGUUGAAAAUCUGCUCUUGCUGUCCGACCCUCUUGCUUUCGUUCAGAAUCUUUUCUGCCAAUCGCACUGCACCACUGUCUCCGGCCGGUCAUUUGUACUUGCAGCUGCGCCGAUCUUUUGGAACCUCCAUGGCGAAUUGAGGAACAUAUCGCUUUCAGACACCCCCCAAACCGAUUCGGUCAAGGCCUCAGCUCCUGCGCUGCACGGCCCUGCCCACCUGCUGUCAUUUCAGUCUUCUGGUCUAAGGCCGCAAGAGCCACCCAUAAUCACAAUUCACAACAUGGGCCGACUUCGAAAGUUGUCCCAGAGCUUGAAAGCAGCGGCCUUGGGCAACUAUUCCAAUGACUCGACGCAAUCGUUCUCGAGAGCAGCCUCCAACGAUCACACUCAGGUAGUCGAUAAGGACUCACCUGCUCCGUCCCCAGACCUGACAGCCACGACCUUUUCCGAAACCCCUCCAACAAACCCUCGUCCAGAUCGAACUCCUUCUCGACCGACCUCCAUGGUCUACACACCGCCGUCGAUGGAGAUGGGAAGAGACAACCACGUCGAAGAGCUGGUACCAGUCUUUAGUUUCCUAUCGAGUCAUGGCAACAAGCUUUACCAAGAAGGCUACUUUCUCAAGCUGAAUGAUCUCGAUACACAUGGCCGGCCAUAUUCCGAUCGCAAUUGGACAGAAUGCUUCGCUCAAUUAGUCGGGACGGUACUCUCGCUUUGGGAUGCAGCUGCUCUGGAUACAGCAGGUCAAGAUGGAGAAGUCGCUCCAACAUUUAUCAACCUGGCGGAUGCGUCCAUCAAGAUGAUCGAGACCCUUCCCACCCGCAACCCAGAGGUGGCUCCUCUCCAGAACGUCCUAUCCAUCUCUACCGCAGGCAAAAAUCGAUACUUGUUACAUUUCAACUCCCUGCAUUCUCUGACUCAAUGGACAGCUGGAAUCCGGUUAGCCAUGUUUGAGCAUGCCUCUCUGCACGAACUCUAUACUGGCUCCUUGAUCGCUGGCAAAGGCAAAUACUUGAAUAAUAUUCGUACGAUUAUGGAGAAAUCGAGGUUCAGGACAGAAGACUGGGCACGAGUCAGAUUUGGCGCGGGCACUCCCUGGAGACGUUGCUGGUGUGUGAUUGAACCUCCUGAUGAGAAGGAAUGGCAGAAGUCGAACAAGUCCCUGAAGAAGAAGUCCGCAUACGAGCGACCGUCCAGGCCAAAGGGUCACAUCAAGUUCUACGACACAAAGAAGACGAAAAAGGCCACCCCAAUAGCCACCAUCACCGAUGCAUAUUCCGCCUACGCCAUCUAUCCUCAAGCAAAGUCACUGAUCGACCAGUCCACGCUCGUCAAGGUUGAAGGUCGGAUCACGAUCCAUUCACGACCCGAGUCUAAAACGGAGGGCUUCGUCUUUGUGAUGCCUGAGCUUCAUGCAGCCGUGUCCGGAUUUGAAAUGAUUCUGCGUUGGUUGUUCCCGGUAUACGACACAUUCCAUCUCUACGGCCGUCCACAGCGGUUGAUAGCAGACACUUGGGACACCAGAGGGUUAAUGUUUGCCAUGCCCAAGGAGCGAAGAUAUGGCUACAUGGACAUUAUCGAUGUCGCAGCAUUGAUUCACACUCAAGGCAGUGAUAAGUGGAGUGAACGAGAAUGGCGCAAGCAGUUGAAAGAAUCAACUUCUCGGCGUAUGGCGAUGACUGUGCAGAGUCGGAGAAGCAGCAACCUAGAAGGAAGAGGAGCCGGUAGGACUGCUUCGGAAUCGAGGCAAGGUGUGCAAUACGAUGACAGAGCGUCAAUACGCUCCACACCGUCCACUCGACACCAGUAUAAUCAGUCGACCGACGCAGUUUUUGCGUCACCAAGAAAAACGGCAACGGCUCCAACAAAUGGUCCAUAUCUUGCACCUGGACAGGGCCACCACUCAAGGGCCGUAUCAGAGUCAGUGACAUACUUGUCUCCAACAAAACAACGUCGGCAAAAGGAGAACUAUCAACCGUCUAGGUUAUCAACCGAGUUCUCUGAGAUGGAGCCCAUUCAACCUGCUCCCGUGCCUCCGAAUCAUCGCAACGGUGCUUUCAAGAACCAUGCACUUGUCACCGAGGCCGACUCUCCAGUUAGUCGAUACAGUUCCGACAGCGAUGGUCAGCCACAGACCAACGCAGAAGAUGUUCAAGCUGAUGUGAGACAACAAACACCGCCUGCACCUGUAGUGGCGCCGCCCAACUUUCAACACCAGGCAGGUGACGUUCCUCAGAGGAGACCGGAUGCCAGGCCAGAUCUGAGGCGCGAGAAAAGUCGCAUGAGUAAUGCCACUUUGUCUCAGAUGGCUGACGUGAACAAAGUGGUUAGUGGUGGGGCGGCGGGGCGUGCUGCAAUGGUGGCGUGGAAUAAUGGAAGACAGGGGGAAGAGGAUCAGGGGUCUCCGUACCGAGGGGUAAAUUCAACACCCCACGAUGAGAACGAAAUGUCUGCUAAUCAACAUGCUUCUCAAGCGAUGGUAGCAGAUGGUGGUGCUUUUACACAAAGCCCAGCUGAUAUCAGACCAGAAUACCCGCAAUUUGCCCACGAACAGUCGAUGACUCAAAAACCAAUCACUCGAAAACCGGUCCCAACGUCAGCAUCAACUCUUCUGGCUCCUCCCACGCGCUCAGAGUCUCCCAGCAACAUGUCUAGAUAUUCAGCGUCCAAUUACGACAACGACUCCAACGAUACCCCGGACUAUGAUAGUCCUCCCGAAGAUCCUAACCCCUCACUCCUCCCAAGACGGAGGAGAACCGGGGUGUUGAGGACCGUUGGCGAUCCCAGUUUGGGCAACACAAGCGAUCCGCCGGGACAGCCUUCCAAAAUUGACAUCCCCGCUGUCGACUUUGGCAUCACCUACACUCCGACUCUGACUCCAGGACACAGUCGCCCUGCGACUGCGAGUGGCAUACUCGACGUACCAUCUACGUCCAAACUCCCUCACACAGCUCCUGCGACUCCCCAGGCGAGGUCUCCCCAAGAUGAGAAGAGAAUAUCGUACAUCGACAGCUCAAGUGGACUUCCAAGUCAUUCUCGGUCGUCAAGCUAUACUUGGCAACCUGGGACUGUUACAGGCCGGCAAAGCCCUGGUGGAGGCUUAUCCGCAGAAGAGUUUGUCCUGUUAAGGGCGGCGAGUGCUCGGAUCCCUAAUGGGUAUGUGCCUCACCGGAGCGUUUCGUACAGCCAACUCGAAUCCCCCAGCAAACUUCAGAAAAAGAAGGAUUCGCCCGGCAGGCCUAGCUCGAGGAACUCAUUGCUUGUCGACUAUUCAUCACACAUGACAGCCAGAGAACAAGAACACGUCGCCAAGAUGACAGGGGGUCCUCUGAUUCAAAUUGGUGAAAGGAGCAAGACUCCUGAUCCGUCCAUCGGCUUGAUUGGCGCGAUUGAAGCUCGUGAACAGGAGAAAAGGAACAUGAAGCAGGGAGUGGCCGGCCAUAUGGUCAAAGAGGCGAUUGCGCAAAGACAAGCGGCCGAGCGCAACUAUGGGAAUCAGCAAUAUCCACAGUAUGGCUAUGCGAUGGACUCCAGACAGAGUGGCCAGGGUAUUUAUCCUCAAUCGCCCAGCCCAUCACCAUCAUCACAGAUGCAUCAGGCGUGGACCGACCAGCAGUUGUACCAAUAUCAAUCACCAUCUCAGAUGCAACGACGACAAAGUCAGAUGGAUCGUUCACGACUUAGUGGAUACUAUUCGAGCCCAGGAGGAUAUGGCACACGAUAGACGAUGAAGUUGCAUGUCAUGGUUGCAUGAUUUUGCAUUGCGAGCGGUCAUCAGGUUGGGUUUGUGCAAGAUUUCUCGAAUCAUGGCUUAGAGGUGAGCCAAUGGGUUGCAUCAUGUUGCAUUAGCGUUAAGGGUGUUCUUGUACAGUACAACGGAUCUUGCUUAAGACGUGCUGGCCCGUAAGAGCCAGCAAGUAAGAUAUCUACGUGGUUGCAGCGGAAUUCAUCUAUGUUCAAUGUCCAC
Molecule: messenger RNA, 4452 nt
Organism: Exophiala xenobiotica
Lineage: Eukaryota; Fungi; Ascomycota; Eurotiomycetes; Chaetothyriales; Herpotrichiellaceae
Exons: 5
Coding region: 766-4209 (1147 amino acids)
Source: RefSeq, a predicted model, not a curated record